CCUGCCAGUCCUAUUUACUCUCCUUCAGCUCUGGGUGUGGUGUCCCUCCAUCUGUUCUGGGUGGCUUCUUUUUUGCCUUACAACUCACGGAUCUGUCAGAAAUGGUGGCUGAAGUCACCAUCUACUUCUUAUUACUCUGACAAUCUGCAGGAUGACAUCCAAUAUAGUGCUCUGUAAAUAACAACAGCAAGUAUAGAGGAGCCAGAGGGAAAAGGAGGCAGAACUUGGAAGCUACAACCAGGACUUGGAGCCGACUUUUAAUUGUGGUUGAGCUGAGUCAGUCUAGCCGGCAGAGCCAUGGAGCCGGGGCUUGGAAACUUUUGACUUGCAUUUCAGUGACUAAGAGCUGCUUCCAGUUUUAGGUUUGAAAAUGUAGUUCUCCGGUGAGACAUGAAGGAGCUGUUGUAGCGGUGAAAGGAUAAAUAUAUUUCUUUUCAACAAACUGGAGCAGAAACAGGUCGGAAUUUCAGAAGCGAUAUGACUUUGACUUUUAACAUUUCUUGCAUUAUUUGUAAUAGUAAGUGGAAGUUGCAUGAUCCUGGGAGCAGUUAUACAAAGUAGUGCAUGCCAUACAGAUGCCUGAAAACCAAUUACACCUUCUUAUCCUGCAUGAGAUAGCACCAUGUUGCACUUUAGUCCAGAUAUGAACAGUUUAAAUGGUAACCACAAUGUUGACGUUGUUGGGAAAGCUUUAUAACAUCCCACCACUUUCUUUUAUGAGCGACUGAUGAGCGAUGGAGGAGCAAAAAGCCAUCCUGAAGUUUUUCAGGACUCUCUCAGAGGAGGAGAAUGAGGACAUAAUGCAAGAAGACAAGGAGCGAUCACAGAGUUUUAAUGUAAAGAAAAAUAGGGAUAUUACUUUUGAAGAUGCUGUGGAGAACAGUAGAUACUCUUUAUCACAUGUUAUAUUGCCUAAUGAAGGGGAGAAGUUGACCUCUAACUCAGUUGGACAUGUAACUAGGAGAGAAGCAGGAAGUGACUCAGACAUGAUAGAGGAGGAGAGGAAUAAUGUCAACCUAACAGAGCAGCAAAGCGUGGCUGUGAACGCUGAAAAUGGCUCAGAGAAACAGAGCUCUGCAACAAAUGAAGACCAAAAUAAGAUGCCAGACGGACACUGUGACAAAGUUAACAGCUGCAACAAAGAGGGUUGUCACAUAUCGGAGAACUCGCUGGAUGAAUGUGCCUUGAAGGAAUCUCUGCAACCAAAUACAGGUUGGGAUUGUGUUGCACCAGUCAGUCUCAAGCAGGAUGACACUGAAGAAGACGACCAGAGAGGAACAAAAGACACUAAAAAGGUUCACUUCAGGGAAGAUGUUACAAGUAGUUCCAGUUCGGAUGUGGGUUUUGACCCCGAGGAAUCUGCCAAAAGUAGAUCUAAAACCAAACAUGUAGUGAUAACGUUAACUCGGACAAGAUCUGCAGUUGAGGAAACGGUUGAACCGAUAAUAACACCAACACUGGAGCAGACCGGUGGCCCUUCCUGCUUUACAGAUGACGAUGAAGAGGAGAGGGCAGGUGCAGAAGAGGACAGCGAAGACGAAGAAGAGAAAAGAGAUGCAUUUCCAGACUUCUCCGCCCAACCUCACCAUCCUCCCAGCCCAAAAGACACUUCAAAUAUUUGUAUAACAUCUGCAGCUAAAAACCCUCCUCCUGGAUCCACCUUCACCAGAGCCACCUUCACCCCAGGCUCCCCCACCGACAAGCCGCUCCCGGCCCUCUUCAGUGGCCUGAGGGUCCUGAGGAAGGGGGUAGUCGGGCCCGAGCAUGACACCGUGGCCCAGAUCAAACCUUCAUCUCAAGGAGCAAGGAGGGAAAUCUACCCAGAGAGGCAAGGGGAUGCUAAAGUUCAGGGGAACUUCCUGGACCAGAUCUCCAAUUUACUGAACAGGGAAAAGAGAGGAGAUGAGAAAGAGGAGAGGGAGGAAAUGGAGGCUGAGGGAGACCAGGAUGAGAAUGAGAUUGAAGAAAGUCAAGAGGAUGAGAGGAAAGACCUUGAAACCGAGGAAGAUGUUUUAAUCGAGUCCACGAAACCUUCUCUGUCCAGUGCAGAGGCUGCAUUCGAUGCCUUCAAAGCUUUUUUCACCCCAAAGCCUUUGAAGAAGGACCCAGCAGAGAAGGUGGACCUGGAGGCCAUGAGGAAGAAGAUAAAAGCAGAUAAAGAUGUGCUAAGAGCACUUUUUGAGAGAUCCUCCAAAAAGACAGCAGAGAAGAAAGACUCACCUGAUGGCAAAUCAGAAGCAUCCAACUCAGGAGAGGGAGAGGAAAGAACUCCUGGUCGUCUACAAGCCGUCUGGCCACCACUUAAAGAGGAAAAGGUUGGGCUCAAGUACACAGAAGCAGAGCACCAGGCUGCUCUCCUGCAACUGAAGAGAGAAUGUAAAGAGGAGCUGGAAAAGUUACAGGAGGACUUUGGUCAGGAACUCUCCAGACUGAGGUUGGAGAACAAGGACAAUGUCGCCCAUCUGGAGCUCACUCUGGCCGAGCUGCAGGCUGAACUCUCCCAGGGUGGGACCCGCCAACGUGGAGAAUGCAAAGAUGUCGCUGUAUCAACGGGAGAUGACUUUUUAAACAAAUCUUUCCGCACAGUCUGCAUCCAGACCGACCGGGAGACAUUUGUAAAGACUCCUGAGGAUGGAGAAGGUGCGGGGAGAGCCUACACGAGCCCUCAGCAGCAGAAGUUGACCCCCAAAAAGCUGGACCUGGCUUCUAUCAGCCUGAGCCUGGCCGGGCAAAGAGACGAUACUUUAUCUUCCCCAUCUUAUGACCCUCCAUCCCAAACUCUUCCUCCAACUGGAACCAUGCAACCUCCAUCAGAACAACCACCCGCUCCUUCUCAGACCACCAAAACAGGCAAUCUGCCUCUUCCUCCACCUCCACCUUGUUUGUCUUCGCCCCUAAACCACAUGCAGCCGUCAAAUGGCCCUCCACCGCCACCACCUCCUCCUCCAUCCAUGCCUGGCCUUAUGCCCUCUCCACCUCCUCCUCCAUCCAUGCCUGGCCUUAUGCCCCCUCCACCUCCUCCUCCAUCCAUGCCUGGCCUUAUGCCCCCUCCACCUCCUCCUCCAUCCGUGCCUGGCCUUAUGCCCCCUCCACCUCCUCCUCCAUCCAUGCCUGGCCUUAUGCCCCCUCCACCUCCUCCUCCAUCCGUGCCUGGCCUUAUGCCCCCUCCACCUCCUCCUCCAUCCGUGCCUGGCCUUAUGCCCCCUCCACCUCCUCCUCCAUCCAUGCCUGGCCUUAUGCCCCCUCCACCUCCUCCUCCUCCAUCUGUGCCAGGCUUAGCUCCCCCUCCACCUCCUCCUCCAGUUGGGGGUUUCAAUGUUGAAGUACCUCCCAGGAAACCGACAGUGCAGCCUUCUCGACCCAUGAAGCCUCUUUACUGGACCAGAAUCCAGAUCCAGGACAAGAAGAACAAGACACUGUGGAACAUUUUAGAGGAACCAAAUAUAAUAAACGCCAGCGAGUUUGAGGAUCUCUUCGCCAAAACCACCACACAGACCAAGAGGAAGCCGCUGGCAGAGACUUACCAGAAGAAAGCCAAAACCAGGAAGAUCAUUAAGCUGUUGGAUGGGAAGCGCUCUCAGGCCGUGGGCAUCCUUAUAUCUAGCCUCCACCUGGAAAUGAAAGACAUACAACAAGCUGUCCUGGCAGUGGAUCACUCUGUGGUGGACGUGGAGACAAUUGAAGCACUGUAUGAAAAUAGAGCGCAGCCAGAGGAACUGGAGAGAAUCAAGAAACACUACGAGACGUCAGAGGAAGAGGAAGUUAAACUGCUGGACAAACCUGAACAGUUCCUGUAUGAGCUGUCUCAGAUCCCAGACUUUGCAGGCAGAGCUCACUGCAUCAUCUUCCAGUCGGCCUUCAUCGAUGGGAUCGCGUCCAUCCAACACAAGCUCAACACAAUUUCAUCUGUCUGUAAGGCUCUGCUGGAGAGCGACGGUGUGACGGAGGUGAUGGGACUGGUGUUGGCUCUGGGGAACUACAUGAACGGAGGCAACAGGACCAGAGGUCAGGCCGAUGGCUUUGGCCUGGAGAUUCUACCCAAACUGAAGGAUGUCAAGAGCAAGGACAAUCGUAUCAGCCUGGUGGACUACAUGGUGUCGUACUACCUGCACAAUGUGGAUAAGCACGCCGGCACAGAUAAGAGUAUCUUCCCACUUCCUGAACCUCAGGACGUCUUCCUGGCUGCACAGGUCAAGUUUGAUGACCUCAACAGAGACCUGAGACAGCUCGGACGAGAUCUGACAAGAUGCGAAAAAGAUGUACAGAAGGUUUGCUCUGAUUCUCCUGGAAAAAACCUGCAGCCGUUUAAGGACAAGAUGGAGGCUUUUGUUCUCAGCGCAAGAAAAGAACACGCACAAGCUUCCUAUCAGUUGAUGACUGUACAAAAAAGUUUUCAGGACUUGGUUCUGUACUUUGGACUGAAGCCCAAAUCGGGAGAGAAGGAGGUGACCCCCGGUCAUCUCUUGAUGCUCUGGUUUGAGUUUUGUGCCGACUUCAAGGCCAGGUGGAAGAGGGAGAACAAGACCAUCUCUAACGAGAGAUUAAAAGAGGCUCAGCUGUCAGUGAAGAGAAUCACAGCGGAGAAGAAGGUAGAGACCAGAAAGAUCAACCCUAACAGCCUGAAAGAGAGACUGCGUCAGAAAGAAGCCAACAUGUCUUCAACAUAGAGACUUACGAAAGGAGGUAUACAACACCGAUACAUCGUGUUCAUCCCACUAGAUGUGGACAACGAUACCAAACCAAUUGUUUAUUAGUUAACACAAGAUUAACUCUACAGAUUAAAAAAAA
Molecule: messenger RNA, 4788 nt
Organism: Sander lucioperca (pikeperch)
Lineage: Eukaryota; Metazoa; Chordata; Actinopteri; Perciformes; Percidae
Gene: fmn1
Product: formin 1
Exons: 17
Coding region: 735-4667 (1310 amino acids)
Biological process (GO): actin nucleation
Cellular component (GO): endoplasmic reticulum membrane; actin filament; cytoplasm
Molecular function (GO): microtubule binding
Source: RefSeq, a predicted model, not a curated record